Effrenium voratum is the source of this 3088-nucleotide messenger RNA. The record is from the annotation of a GenBank genome assembly. NCBI's taxonomy places the organism in Eukaryota, Dinophyceae, Suessiales, Symbiodiniaceae.
GUUCCCUUCGUCGGGGUCUGGGCUCACUUCAUCUCGAGCCGGAAAGACUUGACGCCAUGGCCUCCGAGGACGUUGGAAACUCGAGCCUGGCGGCUGAGGUGCUGCAAAUAUCCGGGCUCUUGGCGCAGCAGGCCGCAGCCAAGGAUGGCAGCUCGUACAAGUUUUCCAUCAACGACUUCGAAGAUGGUGCCGGCGAAACCUUCGAGUUGAACAGGGACGACACGCUGCAACUCAUUGGCGUCUUGAACAGUGGCGAGAAGGAUCUCGCCAAGCGGGAGCUCAGCUCCAUGGUGUCGCGCCUGGACCGCCGUGCCGUGGAAGGCAUCGUGCGCCGGCUCUAUGGCGUAUUGCAGCGCAAGAACCAGGAGAUCGCACAGCUGAACGAGGCGGGCAAGAAGUCUGCCAAAGGCCGGUCCACUUCGCAGGCGAGCGAGAGGAGGUCGCCGAGGGCCCACUCUCCAAGGGGGGACUCCACACUGCCCGGCGUGGUAUCGCAGGGCAGGGACCGUGGGGACAACUUGUCUGCUCCGAGGAGUCCUCGGGAUAGCUGCGGCGCUGGAGCGCUCUUCUCGCCUCGCAAGCAGAAGGAAGGCGGUCAGCUGCAGAACUUCCGGCGGCUGCAGGAGCAGCACCAGGCGGAGUAUCUGAAGUUUCUGCAAGAGCGGGCCGGCCUCCAGGACCAAUCGCCCCGUUCCCCGCGGGACGGCAAGAUGCCUCAGGUGUUCCGGCGCCUCACGGCGCCUGCCACUCCGCCCUCGGAGCAGAUGGCGCGCAUCGCCGUGGCAAACAUGGGCGCCAACAAAGCCCAGGUGUCCUUCGGAGGCCCAUUGGCAGAGUCAACGGAUGCGUCCGGAUACCUGGACGCACUCUUGGAGGCGCAUCAGGCAGAUGUCGCCACGCGCGGGGAGGAUAUUGGGAACUUUGUGAAGCAGUCGCCGCGAGUGUCGGAGGAUAAAGCCCGCGAGAUCUUCGACCGCCUGUACAAAAACGGGAAGGACGCUCGCAUCAGGCGCCGGGUCUAUGCAGAGCUGGGGCUGCUGGUGGAGCAAGCCAAAGAGGCCCAGAUGUGCACUUUCGAGCCGCAACUGCCGUUGGCGAGGUAUCCGGACGGGUUCCAGCCACAUGAGUCUAUCAACGAGCGCCUUUACCGGGACAGCUUCGACAGGCGUCGCCGGAGGGAGGAGGCCAAGCAGAGUGUGCCGAUGCCACCCUUCCGGCCCAACAUGUCGGUGAACAGCACGACGAGCCGGCGCAGCGAGGGGAUGUCGCCCAGAGAUACCUUGUCGGAUGCAGGCUUCGGGGACAGCAUGAGCCGAGUUCCCACGGAUGGGUCCAUGGUCCGCAAGAGCUCAACCCAUGAACGACUUUUCCGAGAUCACGCUGAUCGCAAGGCGCGGCAGGCACACAGGGAGGACGUGCUCGCGGACUGGAGGAAGCACACCUUCAAGCCCGAUAUCGCCACCAGCCAGGCCACAGGGCCGGUGGUUGCUCGGACCGCCAGCUUCUUUGAGCAGAUGGAGCGCAGUCGCACGGAUGAGGAUGGAUUCCCAACCCGGGCGCCCGCGCGCAUGGACACGCAUCCUGCCUUCGAGCAAGAGCUCUCAGAUGAAGAGGAGCUCAAGCUUGCCCCGCAGGACUCCAUGGCGGACUUAGCCUCUGAGAGCCCCAACUUCCGGGAGAACUCCAGCAUGGAGGUUGCCAGCCCCAUCGAUGUGGACAUGGCUGCCAGCUACAAGCUCAACCCUGCAGCACAAGAGGCUCUUGAGGCCGAGAUCGCGGAGUUUGAGGAGGAUGCUGCCAAGCGGCAAUCAGCGCAGUGGUCCAAGGACUCGAUGGGAGACCUCAUGGAUACCACGGAGAGCUUGAACUUCGCGCCUGGCGAGGCCGAUCAGAGCGGACAGGCCAAGCCUGGUGACCGAGAUGGGUCCGGGAUGCGUGAGAGCUUCUCCGGGAGUGAUUUGCGUGAGUGUGCGCGAGAGGCUGGUGCUUCUCCGACCCUCAGCGGGUCUGGCAGAAAUCUGCGUGAGCACUACUACAUUGGAGGUGACUCUCGCGUGAAUGAGUCAGACCUGGGUGAGAACCGCGAGAGCUCGGAUGAUCCGCGCCCGGGCGAGUCGCAGGGCAGGCUGGAGGGAAGUGAGCCGGCCGAGUCCCGUGAAACGGGAGAUUACCGGAGAGCCAACGAGUCUGGCCAGAGCCGACUGAGCAGCUUUCCGAGUGAUCGCAUGGUUGAGUCCGGCCCUCGUGAUAAAUCCGGAGCUGAUCAUUGGAUGGAGUACGAGUCGGGUGCAGGUGCCCCUCCGCGAAGCAAGGACAGCGUGGACCGGCAAGGCCAGGAGAACUUUGUACAGGGGGCCUCGGUGGCCUCCAGCGAUCGGGACUUCACCGAGCUGGGCUCGCGCGAGGUGAAGGUGGAAAUGCCGGCCGCCGACAAGCUGUCGGCUGUUUGCCAAGAGCUCAAGGCUGAGGCGGGCGAGCUGCCGGAGGAGCCGGUGAACGUGAUCUCUCCUGAGACCAACCUGCGCACCCCUGACAUGUAUUUGCAUCCCCAAGCUGCGGACGGCGCUCGAAACGCGGCGGUGCACGUAGCGCACGUGCCGCAGCAGCGACGGCAAUGGGUGCAGCAGCUCCCGGCGGCAGCGGUGCAUUCCCCUUCACCUGGUAGCGCCCGAGAAGUCACUCGCCAGGACUCCACGUAUUCACUGGGCGGAGGAUCCCCUGCCCUGGUGCAUCGGAACUUCUCCGGGAACAUGGCUGCAGUGUCCCCGCGGAGCUUCGCCGCACCGAUGUCCCCAAGGACUUAUGGGAUGCCAAUGCCGAUGGCGCCUGCGCAUGCCGGCCACGUGCAAAGACCUGUUGUGGUGCCGAAUCCCGUGCAUGUGCCAAGGUAUGCGCCACAGGUUAUGGCGCAGGCACCCUACCCCGUUCAGCCGCACGGCUUCUCUCCGCGCGGCGUCUGGCAAGUACCUGCGGCCAUGACCUAUCGCUGAGUCCCGAGGCGUCCGCUUCCUGAGUGCUCCGCGCGCCCAUCGUCGACUGGCGAUGCGUCUUGGGAUGGGCGGAUUGAGACGAGAGAAGUCGCCCCAGU